This is a messenger RNA of Impatiens glandulifera, 2070 nucleotides long. Its product is annotated as probable inactive histone-lysine N-methyltransferase SUVR1. Gene Ontology annotation, cellular component: nucleus. The coding region runs from base 1 to 2070 and encodes 689 amino acids. The transcript is spliced from 9 exons. Gene Ontology annotation, molecular function: histone methyltransferase activity; zinc ion binding; protein binding. The record is from RefSeq and is a predicted model, not a curated record. NCBI's taxonomy places the organism in Eukaryota, Viridiplantae, Streptophyta, Magnoliopsida, Ericales, Balsaminaceae.
AUGGCACCAAUUAAUCCAAGGACUGCAAAAGCACUUAGUGCAAUGAGGGAUCUGGGUAUCCCUGAGGAAAAAGCAAAACCAGUAUUACAGAAACUUUUGAAAAUUUAUAAAAGAAAUUGGGAAUUUAUUGAGGCAGAAAAUUACAGAGCCCUCGCCGAUGUUAUAUUUGACGAUGAUGAAGCACAGGUCACUCCUGGAAAUAAUGAUGUGAAGGAAUCUGAAGCCGAUGAGACUGAAAGACCCUCGAAAAGAUUAUGUAUAGAGUAUACAGAUAACACUAGCCUCUCAGCGGGUGAAAACCAUCAUUGGACAAGAAGCAGAGGAAAACAAGCAUUAAAAAUACAGGAACCACCGUUCAAGGCUUUUCAAAAAGGCUACAGGAGCAAUGUCAAGGGCAAGGGAAAGGGCAAGGCAACUCUUACAGAUGAAACUGGGCUGGAAGAAGAUGAAGAAAUCACUGAUGGCACGGUCCGAAUGAUUCUUCCAGUUUCUGUGAUUCAUCCAGAAGCUUCAUCACGUAAGGAAAAUACAGUUAGAAGAAGGGCAGCUUGUCCAGAAUCAGUCAUUAUUGACGCAGUUAAAAUUCAUGAAGAUGGAAAGCAAAAUGAGAAGGCUGCAAAUCUUGUGGAUGACCCUUGUACUGAUGUAGAAAUAGCUGCCUCAUCCUCUGGAGAGGUGAAAAUUUAUUUGAGUUGUAAUUCUGCUAUUAGAAGAUCUGAUUUCCAUAUGCCUAGUUUUGAUGCUGUUCUGAAAAUGGUGGAGGAUAAACUCCUCACAUCCUACAAUAUCGUGGACCAAAGUUUCUCUCUGAAGAAUGUUAUGAGAGAUAUGUGCAACUGUUUUCUUGAACAAGGAACAAAAUCGGAAAAUUAUGUUGUAGAAGCUUUUGGUUUAUCAAAGCAUACCGGCAACAUAGCUGCGAAUGAAGAAAAUGUCUCUGAAAGUUACAAAUCCAUCCAUCAAAAAGAUAAUCUGAGCUCCCAUCACGACUAUGAUGUUGCCAAAGGGCAUGAAAGAGCAGUAAUUACACUGGUGAAUGAGGUGAAUGAUGAAUGCCUGCCAUUGUUUAGUUAUAUUCCCCGGAACAUGGUCUUUAAACGUGCAAAUGUGGGCUUCUCACUGUCCCGACUUGGUGAUGAUAAGAGUGGUGCAUCAUGUUCAGGAAAUUGUCUAUCAGCGUCGGUACCUUGUGCCUGUGGCCCCGGUGGUCAUUGUGCAUACACCAUAGAGGGUCUUGUUAAAGAAGACUUUUUAAAUGAGUGUAUCUCUAUGAAUCGUGAUCCACAAAAGAACUGUCCACAAUGCUACUGUAAGGAGUGCCCACUUGAAAGAUUUAAAAAUGAGAAAAUCUUGGAACCUUGUAAAGGUCACUCGAUAAGGGAAUUCAUAAAAGAAUGCUGGAGGAAAUGCGGUUGUAGCAAAAAAUGUGGAAAUCAGGUUGUGCAGCGUGGCAUAACGAUCAACUUGCAGGUUUUUAUGACCCCGGAAGGCAGAGGAUGGGGCCUUCGAACAUUGCAGGACCUUCGAAAGGGGGCUUUUGUAUGUGAAUAUGUGGGCGAAAUCUUGACAAAUGAGGAGUUUUAUAAGCGAGCGUCAGCCAGAGCAAAUAGUGAAGAAGCACAUGCAUACCAUGUUUUGCUUGAUGCAGAUUGGUCAUGUGCAGAGAAACGUAUCUUAAAAGAUGAAAAAGCUCUAUGCUUGGAUUCUAGUCGUUAUGGGAACAUUUCAAGGUUUAUCAAUCAUAGAUGUUUCGAUCCCAGUCUGGUUGGGAUACCAGUGGAAGUGGAGACACCCAAUCAUACUUAUUAUCAUCUUGCUUUCUUCACGACAAGAGAAGUGAAAGCAUUCGAGGAAUUGACCCGGGAUUAUGGGAUUGAUUUUGAUGAUCACGAAGAUCCAACAGUCAAGGCCUUUAAGUGCGAAUGCGGCAGCAAGUACUGUCGAAAUAUUAGACGCAAGAGAAGUCUUGUGAAUAUGUGUCUCUGCUCUGUUGAUGACAGUGAUUAUGUGGAUCUUAAUAACUUUGGAUAUUGCAUUUGGCUACUAUAUAGGAUCACUCUCCUCUUCUAA